AUGCAGAUAUUCGUGAAAACAUUGACCGGGAAGACCAUCACACUUGAGGUUGAGUCCAGUGACACCAUCGAUAAUGUCAAGGCCAAGAUUCAAGACAAGGAAGGCAUUCCACCAGACCAACAGCGUUUGAUUUUUGCCGGAAAGCAACUUGAGGAUGGCCGUACUCUUGCUGAUUACAACAUCCAAAAAGAAUCGACACUUCACCUGGUCUUGAGGCUAAGAGGAGGAAAGGGAGGAUACCCAAAAAUUGACCCAAAUUUGCGCGAACUUGCCCUUAAGCAUACCGAAAAUAAGAAUAUAUGUCGCAAGUGCUAUGCACGUCUUCACCCGAGGGCCGUGAACUGCAGAAAGAAGAAAUGUGGCCACAGUAAUGAAUUUCAUAAAAGCGGUCUCAUUGAAUUAGCGGAUCUCAUCGGAAAGAAAAAAAAAAUCAAGAUACAGAUAUUUGUGAAAACUUUGACAGGGAAAACCAUCACACUUGAGGUUGAAAGCAGUGACACCAUUGACAAUGUCAAGGCCAAGAUUCAAGACAAGGAAGGUAUUCCACCAGACCAGCAGCGUUUGAUCUUUGCCGGAAAGCAGCUUGAAGAUGGUCGUACUCUUGCUGAUUACAACAUCCAGAAAGAAUCAACUCUUCAUUUGGUGUUGAGGCUAAGGGGAGGAAGACCAAACAAAACAAAGAUUGAACCUACUUUGAUCGCUAUGGCUAAGAAGUUUAACCAAUUCAAGAAAGUUUGCCGCAAGUGCUAUGCACGUCUCCCUGCAAGGGCUACAAGCUGCAGGAAGAAGAAGUGUGGCCACAGCAACCAAUUGAGGGCAAAAAAGCCGGCUACAAUGGAGUAAGUGAAGAUGUAUGUUUGUUUUGCUCGUUGGAAUAGGAAUUUAUCUACUUAAUUUUAGAACAUGUGCAUGGUUGUUUAGUUAAUUUUCCAACAAAGUACUCCUGUGGAAGUAAAUUACUGGAUCGUUUGUUUAGUUCAAGAAGCACUAUUGGUCUGAAAUGUGUAUGCUCUUGUUAGAUGGUGCAUUGUGUAUGCUGAUACUCCUCUUCUAUGCUUA
Molecule: messenger RNA, 1059 nt
Organism: Erigeron canadensis
Lineage: Eukaryota; Viridiplantae; Streptophyta; Magnoliopsida; Asterales; Asteraceae
Product: ubiquitin-60S ribosomal protein L40-like
Exons: 9
Coding region: 1-843 (280 amino acids)
Biological process (GO): translation; protein ubiquitination; modification-dependent protein catabolic process
Cellular component (GO): cytoplasm; nucleus; ribosome
Molecular function (GO): ubiquitin protein ligase binding; protein tag activity; structural constituent of ribosome
Source: RefSeq, a predicted model, not a curated record